Triticum turgidum subsp. durum (durum wheat) is the source of this 2454-nucleotide messenger RNA. The record is from the annotation of a GenBank genome assembly. NCBI's taxonomy places the organism in Eukaryota, Viridiplantae, Streptophyta, Magnoliopsida, Poales, Poaceae.
AUGCUUCAUUUUUUCAUUGUCUUCAUGCUUGCCGUAUCUGUUCCUCCGGUGGUGUGCUCUUCUGCAGCAAAUGGCAGCAGCAACCUGAAAGAAGGCCAAGAGCUCAGCGGCGGCAACAGGCUCAUCUCAAAGAAUGGCAAGUUCGCGUUGGGCUUCUUCACAUCAGGCAGCAGUAAGUCUUCCUCAGACAACACAACCUUGCCCAACUGGUAUGUAGGUAUAUGGUUCAACAAGAUCCCAAAGUUCACUCCUGUAUGGAUUGCGAACAGAGAGAAACCAAUCACUGACCCCAAGUUUAGACUGUCCAAGCUCAGAAUCUCAAGGGAUGGCAACCUUGUCAUCUUAAACCAUGCGACUAAAUCCAUAAUCUGGUCCAGUCAAAUAAUAGCAGCCAAAGGUAGAAGAACAGCCAACAAAAAUACUACCAUCAUGGCAGCACUCUCAGACGAUGGUAACCUUGUCAUAAGAAACGCCUUGAACCCAUCCAUUGUGUGGUGGCAGAGCUUUGAUCACCCAACAGAUGUUUUCCUCCCCGGCGCAAGGAUUGGCCGGAACAAGGUUACCGGCCAAAAAUACAGUCUUGUUUCGAAGAAGAAUCUGAUAGAUCCAGCUCCAGGCCUAUACUGCACGGAGCUAGACCCCACUGGUGAUCCGCAAUACUUUGUUAGGAUUUGUAAUUCAUCCAUGGUGUAUUUCUCCACGGGCGAAUGGGUCGGGUGGUACUUCAAUUUGGUGCCGGAGAUGUCUGGUAGUAACUUUCUCCAAACCAAAUUCAUCGACAAUGAUGAAGAGGAGUACUUCACUUACGCUCCAAUGGAUCCAACAGUGAUCACAAUCGGUUUACUUGAUGUCUCUGGUCUUACCAAGCAGCUUCUUUGGCUUGAAGGCUUGCAAGAGUGGGAAACUAUAUAUGUCCAACCCAGGGCUCCAUGCGAUGUUUUCGCCGUUUGCGGGCCUUUCACAGUUUGCAACGACAACACACUUCCAUUGUGUAACUGCAUGAAUGGGUUCUCCGUGAAGUCACCAGAUGACUGGGAGCUGGAUGACAGAAGAGGUGGAUGCAUGAGAAAUACUCCGCUAGAACAUUGCAGCAGCAACAAAGGUAACACAAGAGGGUUAACAGACCAGUUCUUUCCGAUACAUAGUGUUAGAUUACCUUAUUAUGCACAUAGAAUGGAAACAAUUGAGAGUGGACAAAGCUGCAUGCAAGUUUGUCUAAGAAACUGCUCAUGCACUGCGUACUCCUACGGCAAGAGUGGCUGUUCUAUCUGGCAAGGCCAGCUUAUUAAUGUAAAGCAGUACAAUAAUGGCACUGUCAAUAGUGACGGAGAGAUUCUUUUGCUCCGUAUUGCUGCUGGAGAGGUGCAAAGUUGGGGAAACAACACAAAAGGAAAUAGAAGAAUGAUCACCGGUCUCAUUGUUGGUCCUUUCUGUUUGUUGGUGAUGCUAUUGAUGAUUUGGAGGGGGAAAAGAAAGUGGUGUUCUCUUCCACUGAGCAGCACUGAAGGUGGAUGUGGCGUUAUAGCAUUUAAGUAUGUUGAUUUGCAGCAUGCAACUAAAAAUUUCUCAGAGAAGCUAGGUGUAGGUGGUUUUGGCUCUGUAUUUAAGGGAAUUCUGCGUGACUCGACUACCAUAGCGGUGAAGAUGCUUGAUGGUGCACGCCAAGGAGAGAAACAAUUCCGGGCUGAGGUCAGCACAAUUGGAAUGAUCCAACAUGUCAACUUAGUCAAACUGAUUGGUUUUUGCUGUGAAGGUGAUAGAAGGAUGCUUGUUUAUGAACACAUGGCAAAUCGUUCUCUUGAUGUCCAUAUAUUCCGAGGCAAUGGUUUUAUGCUAGAUUGGAGUACAAGGUUCCGAAUUGCCAUCGGUGUUGCUAAAGGAUUGUCCUACUUGCAUGAGAGUUGUCGUGAUUGCAUAAUACAUUGUGAUAUUAAGCCAGAAAACAUACUUCUCGAUGCGUCACUUGUUCCUAAAAUUGCAGAUUUUGGGAUGGCAAAACUUAUGGGAAGGAACUUUAGUCGCGUUCUGACAACAAUGAGAGGAACCGUAGGAUACCUUGCACCUGAAUGGAUUAGUGGAGUGGCUAUUACACAAAAAGUUGAUGUUUACAGCUAUGGAAUGGUACUGCUAGAAAUGAUAUCCGGAAGAAGGAACUCAUCACCUCAAGAAUGUACAAGCAAUAGUGAUCAUGAUGUUUACUUUCCUGUGCAAGCUGCACUUAAGCUUCUUGAGGGAGAUGUGAGGACUUUGGUCGAUCAACAAUUACAUGGUGACAUCAAUGUGGAGGAGGUUGAAAGAGCUUGCAAAGCAGCAUGUUGGUGCAUUCAAGAUCAUGACUUUGAUCGUCCGACAAUGGGCGAUGUGGUUCAGGUUCUCGAGGGUCUAGUAGAGCUUGAUAUGCCCCGAGUGCCAAGAUUACUUCAAGCUAUAUCAGGAAGCCCUUCUACAAAUUAA